This is a messenger RNA of Drosophila ficusphila, 918 nucleotides long. Its product is annotated as putative gustatory receptor 36c. The record is from RefSeq and is a predicted model, not a curated record. Lineage: Eukaryota; Metazoa; Arthropoda; Insecta; Diptera; Drosophilidae. Gene Ontology annotation, cellular component: membrane. The transcript has 3 exons. Gene Ontology annotation, biological process: sensory perception of taste. Bases 1 to 918 code for a protein of 305 amino acids.
AUGGUCGAUUGUGUUCGUUUGCUGCUGAGGGCAGUUAACAUAUAUAGUCAUUUUAUUGGCCUAAACAACUUUGUAUUCGACACCAGAACAGGUCGCGUUUUCACAACAUGGAUUAGGUUCCUUACGGUUAUCAAUAAAUGGCGCCAGCGCAAGCAACUGAUGCACCUCACUAGAAAAUUUAUCUGCCUUCAUUUGGCUCUUCCGCAAGUAAAGGGAUUACAGCGCUUCUGGCUUUUCUCAAAGAUCUUCAUCGGCCUGACUUCUGACUUCUCCCGUCUCUUGCUAGCCAUGAAUAUAUUGGGUCGCGUAAGCCGCGAACACAUUAUGAAAGUUUUUCUGUUUUCGUGGUCUGUGGCCAUUUUAAAUCUGGCCAUAAUGCACUUUCAUCUGUUGAUUCUUUUCGUAAAGGUACAAUACCAGCUUUUAAACAAGAAAUUGCGACAAAUUAUUCAGGAAAGUGAGACCUUGAGUUACCUUCCCCAGAGAAGGGGUACUGUUAUGACAAGAUGCUGCGAUCUUUCGGAUCAGUUAGAGGAUAUUGCUAGAACCCAGAGCCAGCUGCAAUAUGUUUUCACGCGUUUCAGUGAAUUGCUGGGCAUACAGAGUGCAGUGGUCAUAUGCGUAUCCUAUAUGUCCUUCGUGAUCAACAUAUACCUCUUCUACUAUGAUAUUAAAUAUGGGCAAUGGGCUCCAAGUACAACAUUUAAAUUUAUGGCUUUGGCGUAUACCUGUCGAUUUUUACAAUUUUUGGAUUUCUUUAUUAACCUGUUCAGUACUUUUUCCUUCAUUGAUGAGCACAAGAAGAUGAAAAAUCUUUUGGAGAAACGAACAUUAAUUGCUUCUCGAUUGGAUGAACGGCUCGAGCAAUCUUUCGAGAGUAUGCAGUUGCAGCUUGUACGAAACCCCCCUAAAAUUUGA